Molecule: messenger RNA, 1906 nt
Organism: Contarinia nasturtii (swede midge)
Lineage: Eukaryota; Metazoa; Arthropoda; Insecta; Diptera; Cecidomyiidae
Exons: 3
Coding region: 944-1708 (254 amino acids)
Source: RefSeq, a predicted model, not a curated record
GGUUGACGAGACCGCGUGAAAUUUGUGUAUCACAGAAAAAGAGAAUUACUUGCUUUUUCUUCUGUAUUGCAUUUUUCUUUCGCAAUUAGGGCAAACGUAAUUGCAUUUCGAUUGAAUGCUAUGCUGGAAACAAUAGUUUAUAUAAUAAAUCGAUUUGGAUUGUAGAAUUUUGACUAAUAAACACGAGCGUUUUGUUUGUUUGUAUAACAAAUUCACCAUAUAUAAAUUUCAAACAAUCAUAACUGUCAAAAAAAAAACUUUCCAUCAGAUGACUUCAACUGCUGUGUGUAUCAUAUUGAGAUGGUAUUCGUUUAAUAUUGUUGUCUCCGUAUUUUGAAAUAACAAAAAAAAAAUUACUUGUGAACUCAAAGCACAGCGGAGGUAAACGGAAUAUUCAACAGAAAAAUUUAUGAUUGAACGGAGGUUGAGAAAAAAAAUUUGAUAUUCUUAGAGGAUCUGUGUGAUCGCGAAGGAGGAUCGUAAAUUGAAUCGCGUCUAAUUUUUCACUCGCCAAUUAACUAUUGUAGACAAAAAAAAUUCAAAUUGACUGUGUACCACUAAAAUCGCAUACAUUAUAAAUACAUUGUGACUACGACACUCAUACAUGAAUAAUCAAAUCGCUUGUGAAUAAUUGAUCAAUACUCUUAAACUAAGUAUAAGCGAUAAUUGAAAUUUAAAAAUCAACGGUAUUUUCAUUAAUCACGCACCGAAUUUUCAACGAAUUUUUUUAACGUUACGUCAAAUAAAUGUUGAUUUUGUCCAAAUAUUAAGCAUAAAUUAAAUGUAACGAUUUAUUUAACGAUAAAUACACUUGAAAUUUAAAGCAAAAUAAACUAAUUUGUCUGAAUUCGUUGACUGUGUAAAAUAAAUACAAAGAACACGUGGAAAAUUAAAAUUGACAAAGUGUAUGUGUGUUUGAUUGAGAAAAGAGACACACUGAGAAAUGGAUUUCGAAACAUCAUGCUGGUCUGAUGCUGGUCCACUCAUCAAUGGUGGUGGCCAAACGUUCUACAAUUACGAUAAUCCAGUGCAAAGACGCCCGAAAAUUGACUACUUCGAUAGUUCAUCAAUACAACCAAUUGUAUCGCAUAUUUCAUCGAAUGGAUAUUAUGGAUAUUGUCCAACACCGAACAUACCUUGUUUAAACGAGCGUGCAUCCGAUGACAAUCAAAAAGCUACAGCCGAUGAUAUCAAUGGCUCCGGUAGACCAAAUGUAAUGUCGAUGGAAUCGACAAUUACAGAACAAACACAGCAUCAAGGUCGUUCGAUGUUCGUAAAUCGAAAGCGUGCCGUUCAAAGUGUCACUAAUAAUGAAUGUGCCGAACAGGACGCCAAACGACGACGAAGUCAUUUGUCAGUCAUUGAUUAUGACGAAGACAUGCAAAUCAGCUACGAUGAUAACGAGGACGUUUUAAUCGAUCCAUCGAAUAUCGCAUCCAAUAAAUUACGAUUUGACCAAUUUUGCGUAUACAUUAACGAAAAUACAGUUGAAAUGGGACACAAUUUGAAUGAAACACAUCAAACCGAAUCAAAAAUAAAGCUCAACAUUCUGACUGACCCGAACAGCAAUGCUGCUACGAAUACUGACGACGAUGAUGAUCAUUUAACAUCGACUAAAGAGAGCAUCACAAAUGACAUGGAAAAUUUGUACUGGCAUACACAUGGUUCUUAUACAUAUGGUGCUUUGGCAGCGCUAACAAAUACAUGAUUGUGUGUGACAUCAUUUUCUUUCUUCAAAUUUUCCGGCUGAAAUCCUAUGAUUUAGUUAAUUAAAAAAUCGUACUUAUUAAGGAUAUUUUGGAUAGAAAUUUGAAAACACUGCGUCAAAUAUUCGGAUUUUCCGAAAUAUAUAUAUUUUUUUAAAAUAAAAAAAAAACGAAAUGAUUUUUACAUUAAUUUUUAAUUA